ACUUGGAAAUUUUCUGUUCGCAUAGAUUUAUGACAUUUCAAAUGAAACCGGUAGUUAUUAUCGAUCAAAUACCUUAGGGUGGUUUAAAGAAAAUCUUCGUUAAAAUGACAUGACACCAUCAAGCCUCAAAAUGAAUAAAGUUGACGCCUAGCUACAUCUGGCCUGCGAUGUAUUUACAGAGCCCGUAACCUGGCAGUGUCUUUCCGUGUGGUUAGCGUAAAAUGGCAGACGGUGGCGAAGUGAAUGCCAGGGACAAAGAAUCAUUGAUGAUCAUACAGCUACGUAGGAUAUUCUACUUCGAUGAACAAAAAUCUCGUGACUCAAACGCUUUAAAGGAAUUAAAGAUUCUCCUCAAACAUCAUACACCCCAAUCUCUGCAUGGCCAUGGAAAAGAAUUUGAUGAGAUUUUUGAGUCUUUAGUUCAUGAUAGAAAGAUACAGUUGGGUAAUUACAACUUUUUAUACGAUGCUGUAUCAAAAAUUGAUCAGGAAGCUGCGCAGAAGGUUAAAGACUGUCAGGAUACGAUAAACAACAUUCUAAAAGAGGAUUCAAAUAACAAAGAUAACAAGAUAGAAUCUGGUAUGCAACCAAAGAAAUUACCAAAACAGAUGGAAGAUCAAGCCGUAAGCUUACAAUAUGAAGAUGAAGAAACGAAACUUCAAAACUUCUUAAAAGCUCUUUCACUGCCACCAGUUAAAGAAGACAGAAAAUCAGAAUUUAAGCAGUCUAAAAUUUUCAAAGAAGAAAUGAAGAACAGAUUCCUAACAACAAAGCAUUCGACACAAGCACAAGUGGCUAUAGGGGACGAGGAAAGCUAGUAUCCAUAUAGGGUUAUAUCGUGUGAUAUAUAUGGUCGUAUUCACCUUGACAAACUGAUAAUUCCAUAACUUUGAACUAGGGUAUCUUCACUUUUCAUGUACAUGUAUGUGAAAUUUGGCGAUAGAAAUGCAGUCAUAAGUGUAGAAGAGUCGCAGUACUCGGAUACAACGAAGUCUUCGAAUGUACACCUGAUAAUGCAUGUUUUUCUUAAAUGUUUAAUAGAAAAAUUGAAAAAAUUAUAUCAUUAUCUGUCACUCACAAUCAAUAGGUCUGCUACACGUACAUGUAGAUGAAUUUUCAAUUAAGAAAUAUUUCAAAUUGACAGACAUAAUCACUAAAAAUCAUUACAACAAGCAUGAAUUAUAAUUUUGUAAGUAUAUAUAUAUAUAUAUAUAUAUAUAUAUAUAUAUAUAUAUAUAUAUAUUAUAUGCGGAAAAAAGAAAUUGUGCAUUAUUUAAUAUAUGAAAAAAUAAUAAAAAUAAUAAUAUACAAAUUUUAUUUUUUGUAAUACUGUUAACAAAUGUAUUCGUUACAACAUUUAAUAAUCCAUUAAUGUUAACGUGGAAUAACGUCAAUUUCAGCACACUCGAAAGACACUGGUAUUCGAACUUGAAUUAACAAAGUUAAUAACACGUGUGACCACCAUUUGCAUUCACGCAUGCUUGACAACAGCGCCUCAUUGAUGCCACUAAAAUGUUCAGAAAUACUUGAGGGAUGUUGUUUAAAGUCUGGCCUAAAUCAGCCAAUGUCACUGGCUGAUUUGGUAAACGGCGUAGACGUCGUUCCAUUUCAUCCCAGACGUGCUUGAUCGGCGAUAAAUCGGGGGAAACAGCUGAUCAAGGCAAGACAUCGACAUUCUGUUGAACAAAAAAAUCCCUGACUACACGUGCAACAUGUGGCCUUGCGUUGUCUUGCUGCAGAGUGAUGUGAUUUUGCUGUCUCUGUAUGAAGGGUAUCACAUGGCGCUAAACAAUUUCAUCUCGAAAGCGUACGCCGGUGAGAUUUCCAUUGACAAUUUGUAGAGGGGUCCUUCCACGUGUUGUUAUUCCAUCCAACACCAUAACGCUACCUCCACCGAAUUGUCCACGUUGCACAACACAAGCGUCCUGGUACCACUCCCCAACGCGACGAUACAAUCUAAAACGGCCGUCACUGCUAUCCAAAUGAAAUCUGGAUUCAUCAGUGAACAGAAUAUUGGCUCAGUCCUGUAUUUUGAAUCGCAGAUGUCGUCUGCAUCACGCUAGUCUAGCGAUACGAUGACGUUGAAGCAGUAUUGGGCGCACCGCUGGACGUCUUGGUCUGAUGUUGUGCUCGCACAGACGAUUACGCACAGUUCUUGGACUGAUUAGUCGAAGUCCAGGAAUGCUACGAGCAGUCAAACUUGCUGUCUGCAAACGAUUUCUCAAAUGCACACGUCUAUUGUGGUUGUCCUGUCGACGCGACGUCACACGAGGACGCCCAGAAUGUGGUCGAUACUGAGUGUUAUCAGAUUGUUGGAAACGUCUCCAUAAUGACUGGAUGGUGUUCCGAUAAACUCCAAAGUGUCUUGCUACGAUAUUUUGUGCCAUUCCAGCUUGAAGCAUCCCAACAGCACGAUUACGUUGGUUUUCGCCGAGUGAUGGCAUGACAGAAGGGUAACUUUUGUCAAAACUAAAGUGCUUUCCUUAACGAAUAGUGUCAAACAAACCUUUUACACUUCUUACUCCAAACAGUAUUGGACAGUAAAACUCGUGCGUACGAACAUUUCAAUUAACAGCAUGUGUUCACUAGCCAUGAAAAAGUCCGUGCAUCUGAGUUGGGUACUAUCUGAUAUUGUUAAAAAAAACAUCACCUUUAUCGAUUGUUUAGAUUUUAUAAAUACAAACAAUAAAUAUAGAAAAAUUA
Ostrea edulis (European flat oyster) is the source of this 2703-nucleotide messenger RNA. RefSeq lists its product as uncharacterized. The transcript is spliced from 4 exons. The coding region runs from base 222 to 818 and encodes 198 amino acids. NCBI's taxonomy places the organism in Eukaryota, Metazoa, Mollusca, Bivalvia, Ostreida, Ostreidae. The record is from RefSeq and is a predicted model, not a curated record.